This is a messenger RNA of Papilio machaon (common yellow swallowtail), 4452 nucleotides long. Its product is annotated as UHRF1-binding protein 1-like. The transcript has 28 exons. The coding region runs from base 130 to 3876 and encodes 1248 amino acids. The record is from RefSeq and is a predicted model, not a curated record. Lineage: Eukaryota; Metazoa; Arthropoda; Insecta; Lepidoptera; Papilionidae.
CUUCACCACAUCGCAAAAGAAAAGAAAGAAAAUAUCUUCAAAGUAUUGGAAAAAUCGUUUCAGUGGAAAAUAUGUCUUUUAAAUAACAUUGAUUAUAGUUAGAUAGACUUUAUUAAAUUACCACCGAAAAUGGUUACUAUCAUAAAGAAUCAGCUGUUGAAACACUUAUCAAGAUACACGAAGAAUUUAUCGCCAGAACAGAUUUCAUUAUCUGCACUUCGAGGUUCUGGAGAACUCCAAGACUUGACUUUAGACGAGGAUCUGCUGACAGAUCUGUUAGAAUUACCUGCCUGGGUGAGGUUGAGUUCUGCAAAAUGCAAUCGUGUAUCAUUCAGAAUACAAUGGACCAAACUGAAAACAGUUCCUAUACUUUUGAAUCUGGAUGAAGUACACAUAGCGUUGGAAGUGUGUACUGAACCUCGAGUUAUGAACCCGGGUGCGGCGGGGGCUAUGCCUGUACCGGGAAAAUACAGCUAUAUACAUAAGGUUAUAGAUGGUAUUUCAGUGGCUGUGAACCAAGUACAAGUUGACUUCAAUUGUGAUGCCUUUACCAGCAGUGUUCAGAUCUCAAGAGUAACAGUGGAAUCCCGCACACCAGAAGGUCGGAAGGGAGAUCUUAGACUGACGAGAAUCAAGUCCCCCGACACUGGACAACUUUUGAUAUUCAAGGAAUUGGAAUGGCAGAGUGCUAGAAUAGAGGCGAAGGCGCACGGCGCCGCGGCAGCUAAUCUGCCUCCUCUCCGCCUGUUGUUAGGCAACACGCAUUGCAGGAUUGUUAUCAAGAAACGACUCUCCGACUGCGCGGUGACGGGGUCUCGGCUGGUGGUGAGACCGGAGCCGUUGGCGUGGGCGCUGACUGAUGGUCAGCUGCGUGCUGCACUCGCGUGCGCAGCCGCACUGGCCGGCCCCGUGCGACGUGCAACACGUGCAGCAACGCGCGCUGCCGCCGCACGCAAGAUCGAAGAACCUCGCGAGCAAAUCCAAAGCCGGGCGAGUACAGGCGAGCGGGACUUGCUCGCGCGCAUGUUCGCCAAGCACGACGUGCGCGAGACCUCGUACCACCUGCUCGCGCCCAGGAUUGACCUGCAUCUCUGUGAUGACCCUGGACUGGGUCGUUCAGAGAUGCCGUCACUGGGUAAGGGCGGUGCUCUGCAGGUGACCCUGGUGAGCAUGCAGGCUGACCUCUUCCCCUACCACAAGGCAUCAGAUGACAGGCGACAUUGGAGGGGAUAUAGGGAAGCGGCAACACCACACAGCCAGUGGCUGUCACAAGCUUUGUCGACCUUCUGCACGGCACUGCUGGACACAUUAGAUCCUAGACCUUUAACACCCAGUAAUAAGCAACAAAGUAAUCAAGAGAAGACAGAAGCUCCAGUCUCCAAUGGACUUAAUCACAAGACGACUACGACUUCCCCGCAGACUGCACACAAUCCGUCCACUAAUGUUACUUCACAACCAUCUCCGACUCGCACUAGAAUACUGCAGCAACUCAGCAAACUGAUGACAACUUGUCUCGUACUCAGGAUAGAUGACUUCACUGUUAAUAAGGUGUCAACAGGAUCAAAGUCCCGAGAGACGCCGCGCCCCCUUGUGAGUGCGGAGAAAGCGACACUCCCCGGGGACGCGGGGCUGCUGCACGCUGAACUUACCUUCUUCUAUUACCCUGGCGAUGUAUGCUUCCCUGUACCUUCUCCGAAGUUGUACGUUCAGCUGAGUCCAGUGCGCGUGUCAGUGGAUGUACCGAGCGUGGUGUGGCUGUCCGCGUUCUUGCCGCACGUUGGCCGAGCGCUGGCCACAGCCACUGCAGCAGAAGACCAGACCAGUUACAUUGAUGUACGCACAGAGGCUAUUAUGCCUAAGUUAGUGCUGGAGGCUGGUCCGGAGCACGUGUCGCAGCAGAGGGACCGCCCCAAGGAGCUGCACAUCUGCACCGCCCGAGCCACAUUCACUAAUGUCAGGGAAUCACCUAGAUCUAAUACAGCAGGUACUCGUGCAGACCUCGCGUCUAUAAUAUCUUGCUUACGUCGUGCGGCGCCGCAAGGGGGGCAGUUCCCCUGCAUGCCUGAUGACCUCGACCCCAUACACGAACAGUUCUUGCUCCACGCUGAUAAUUUAGAUGACAUAGACCGGGGUAGUGCGAUCUCCCCGGAGCUACUGUGGCGUGAGAACCGGUCAGUGUGGUGCGCGCGCGUCGAGCCAUUGUGGGCGGACUUUUGUGGCGCACGCGCAACCAAUUACAAGCCCGCACCGUUACUCGACGCCACGCCCCUCACCGCUUGGCUUUAUUUCGAUGAGGGUUUCUCCCGUAUCUGGGUGAUCGGUCGAACCUGUGGACUGGCGGGGCUGCAGCUCAACCACUACCAGCUGCUGUUCCUGCUGCGUACGCUGGAGCGUGUAGCUGAGAUGAUGGCCUGGCUCGCACAUGACGCCGCGCGACAACCUGAUGGAGAUGAUGGGUCAAUAGUGGUAGGAAUUGUUGUGCCAGCAGUAGAGUUGACUCUGGUGCUGCCGUCAAACUGUCCCGGACAGGAGUCCUCCAGGGACCUCGACAGCGUACCCCUCGAUUCUUCCAGUCUACAAGACCUUAAAAUGGGUUCGGAGGCGACAAUGGCGCCCUCUAUGCAGGACCGUGACAGUGCCGUGCUCUCGCUACCCGCUCCGAUAGAGGUCUGUAGUGUGCAGCCUCUGCCUGCUGAAGAGGUACCGCCCAGUCCGGGGAUCAGUUUUGGAGGUUUCUCGUCGAUGCGUCGCGGUCUGACGUCACUGGUGACGUCACUGGACGCGCUGGGACGCGACGACUCACGGAGUGACGCGGCGUCAACCGCCAGCUCGGACAGUGAGCGGUACGUCCUCGUCGGCCUCGCCGCGGAAUCGCCGGACGAUGCUGACGUCGCAUUCAGGGAGUUCGAGCAGGGGCGCAUGUCUACGGGCGUGGAGGUGGCGGCUGAAGUGGUGGAGCGCUCCUCCUCACCCAGCGACCACUCCCUCGCCAGCUCCUGCAGGAGACGAGACCUGAUAUCGACGUGCACGUGGCGUUUGAACAACAUUCACUUGGUGCAGCAGAGCUCAGGCGGCAAGUCCUGUCUGCGUCUUGCAGCUGAUGAUCUCAGCACUGAUGAGUGCGCAGCCAUACCCUGGGAUGAGUUCCAGAAUAAGUUCUCGAUGCGAGCCCGCGCUUGGACGGAGCCUGGAGUAGAUGAUACUGAAUUGAAGACUAGAGAUACUCCGCAUGUCGCACUCAGACUGAUUAGAAAUGAACUUCCAAAACAAGUUGAUGAAAAGGGAGAGUCGACUGGUUUGGCUGCGUAUGAGGAGCUGCUGGAAGCAAGAGUGCGUGAUUUGAGUAUAGCUCUCAACAUGAGCACCGCAUUAGCGCUGGCAGAGUUCAUUGAAGACGAAAUCAUCGCACCACCCAUGCCUUUAGAGGUACUAAUAGAAAACGUAAAACUCCAUUUAAUAGAAGACCGUCCAACUCGUUCGAUAUCUUCUCCACCUCCUCAACCUUUGGACCUGGACCUGAGUUCAUUGCGAGUGACGCGCGACAACACGGGCGUGGUCUACCUCGGCCCGCCCCUCGCCACGCCCUCCACUGUGACGUCACCGGCCACGCCCACAUCACAACACGACGAGGCUGCGGAGCGGAUAGAACAGCUCAGCAAAGAGAACGAGGAAUUGAGGAAACGUCUCGUCACAUUAGCUAGGAUAGCUGAAGAUAAUAGGGAGUUGAGAGCCAAAGUAGAAGAGGCGUCAGUACUGAAGCAGUGUGUGCACGCAGCGCAGCAGGAGGCGGCCAACUUGCUGGCAGACAAGCAGCAGCUGUUGGACGCCGUCCGAGUCUUGCAGGAACAACUAAGCGGUUGUCGCAGCAAGAGGUAGCGGUCCCGCAGCGGCGCGCAGCACUGCCUAGACUGCACGGCGUGCUGCGGCGACCGACGUUGAGAGACCCCGCUGCAUACACGCUGCACCGCGCCACGGUUCAGCAUAUGCUGGCUACUGAUAUUCCACAUCGAGGUCUAAAUUUUGUAAACAAAUUAAUAUCUAGAAAAUGUGACACUUUUUUAGUGACUUAAAGUGUAAUGAAACUGUAAAAAAUGUUGUGAAUUUUAGUGUAAAAUUUUAAAUUUACAAAGUUUAGAUCUUUAAUGGAAUAGAUUAUAACUGUCUAAAGAUUUUCCAUGCGAUUUGAGUACAUUUAUAGUGUUAUUCAAAUAUCUUCACUGCUCGAAACAUUGUACGAAUCAAUCGCAAUGUUUGAUGCUUUCUCAAGGUCAUCAGCCAAGAUAUUUGCAAAGAACUAUACUUGUGGUAACCCAGUGAUUUGACUAAAAUCUAGAUAAGUUAGACUUUUAUAUAACAGACAUAUUUUGGCGCGAAUAAUUUUAUUUAUAAAUAUCAAAUAGAUUCAAAAUUUUAUGACCAAGCUCGUGGUUAAAUACGUCAUUGAUGGCUUCG